Procambarus clarkii (red swamp crayfish) is the source of this 3396-nucleotide messenger RNA. NCBI's taxonomy places the organism in Eukaryota, Metazoa, Arthropoda, Malacostraca, Decapoda, Cambaridae. The record is from RefSeq and is a predicted model, not a curated record.
AUCACACUAUCAGAGGCGUUUAUCAUGGUUGCUGCAGUGUUUGCGUCAUCAGUACUGCUCACUAUCCAGGGGGCAGUGCUAGUACAGACAAUACAGUCACCUGGCCCCAGACCAGUGCUCGCACAAUCGAUACUACCCAGGCACUUAAGAACAGAAGGCAUGUCGUGCCCUUCUCAAGUUUCAGAAGGUCAUGAAGAGCAUUUAAACCCCGUAUGGUUGGCAGGUCUUGUGCUGGAGGCCGACUCCCAACCCUCCUGCUUCAUUACUCUCAUCCAUCAUGCUAACUCUCUACAGUCUACCGAUUUCACAAAAUUCAGUCAACUGGCGGCGCCGUGGGGAGUGUCAGUGUUCGAGGUGUCAGAGGACGGUCAGGACGCUAACUUGACGCUGACGAAGCUUUCUCAGGUGGUCGGCAUGGCUCGUCAACAACAGGUGCGGCAGGUGUCAUGGUGCGCGACGGUGGUGGUGGUGAGCGACGACCUCGCCUUCCUCGCCACCUUCGCCCAGUGGUCCCUCAAGGGCCGCCUCCUGGUGUGGUCGACGAGGCUCCUGGUCGUCACCCGCCUCCCGCUCCACCACCUGCAGGUCCUUGUGAGCUCUCACUGGACCUUCUCCAUGAUGAAUGCAAUGCUGCUUGUCUUGGAUGAAUGGUCACGGAUCCCUAGUAUAGGACUGGAGUUCUCUGCGCCUGCAGAUUCGGCAGUUGUGAAGGUGGUGCUCCUGGACGUCUUUCAAGUGGACAUUAAGAAUCUUUAUGGACUGGAGAAGGUGUCGGAUCGUCGUGUGGUGGUGACGUUUGCUUUAUCUGAUUCGUACCAGCAUUUCGUACAUAGCUUUGAUGGCCGUUCUCUCCAGCUGCCUCAUUCUGCUGGUACUGUUAUGGUUUCGGAUCGGUGUAUGCCGCCGAAGUUUUUGGGUCUGGUGGAUAUACUUCGUGAGCAGCGUGUGGAUGUGGCUUUUAUUCAGGAGCAUAAUGUUAAGGAUGUGACUGUUUUACAUCGCCUGUGUAAGGAUUUUCAUAUAAUGCUUAUCCCGCUGAGGAUGUCCUUUGGAGAUAUUUCUGUGUGCAAGGAGCGAAUUUGUGGGCUGCGGGACGAGUUGGCAGACGGGGUUCGGGUGCGGGAGUGGGUGGAAAGGGGACGGCUUUCUCCCUUUCUUUUGCGGAAGGAGAAAGCUGUUCAGGACUGUGUCCUUUAUAAGGGACUUCAUCGUCCUGACGGUUCCGUAUUAUCAAACACGGAUGGGGUCCUGAUGUACUUGCGGCAGGAGUUGGAGGAGUUGUAUGGGGAGGAACCCUUCUUUCAUGCAGUCAAAGCUUUUGCCUUGGUUGUUCCUCCUCGGUUGCCCUCUGGUCUUCGUUUGCCGAUUUGUGGGUAUGCUGACGAUGUAGUGCUAUUUGUGCUUUCCGAAGGUUCUAUUGAUGUGGUGCAGGAUCUCAUUCGGCGGCGAUGUGAUGUUAUUGUGAGCGUGUAUGUGAACCUGCCGUACACCGCGUCUGGAGCCAGGAUAGUGAGGAUUGCUUGGUGGACGGCAGCUCGUGGCCUCCUGCUCCCUACCUAUCCUCUCUUCCCGGAUAAGUUCAACAAUUUUUACGGAGCCACAGUCAACGUGACAGCUCUGCCAUAUAAACCAUUCUGGAGCGAGGCGAAGGACCAAGGCUCUGGGGGUGUGACCAGGUACUCUGGCAGCGACGCCCAGAUGCUCAUGACCAUAGCUGAGGCCCUCAACUUUACCUUUAAUGUCCUUCCUGUGACCACCUGGGACCAGGUGACAGGCCUAGUGUCGGAGAGGACCUCCUUCAUGGCUUCUAUCAACCACGUACAGAUGCCACAGCGCCAACUGCUGUAUGAUUACACAUUUAGUUACGAACAUGAUUCUAUUGAUUUCACACUGGCAACACCAUCGCUCAUAUCUAACUGGCAGUCUCUUUACUCUCCUCUGACGGACACUGUCUGGGCAUCAGUCAUCGCCUCCCUGGUUCUGGUUCCCGUCCUUCUGUUCUUGAUCGGUCGACCUAAACACGGAGAGGAGCACAGCGGGGGAAUAUCUAUGGCAGACGCGGCCGAGAUAGCUGUUGGGGCACUGCUCGGCCAGGGCACCAACAAGCACCUUCCUGGCAGUAGUUCGAGUCGGGUGCUGCUGGUGACGUGGCUGGUGUUUUCCUUCGUGGUGGGCACCGUCUACAGGGGCAACCUCACCGCCGCCCUCACCAUGCCCAAGUACCCACCCAGACCUGAGACCCUCCAGCAGCUGGUCAAAGCUGUUCACAAGGUAACGAUGCCGUCUUUUGGAGAGUCUUUUCGACAGUUCUUCAAACAAUCGGAUUCCGAGGUGUUCCAGGCUCUGUCUCGCCUCAUGGAGAUAGUCCCGUCUGCUGAAUACGGAUUGCAACAAGUUGUUGAGAAGAAACAGGCUUUCAUGGACGGGCGACUUUACCUGAAGCAGACGAUAGCCGACCACUACACGAGGGUGGACGGCAGUACUAUACUGUACGUAGGAAGAGAGAGUGCUGUUUCCAGCACGGGAGCGUGGCCCAUACCUCACGACGCUCCUUACAAACCUCAGCUGGAUAGAAUAAUGAUGUUUAUCAUCGAGGCGGGAUUAUACGAGAAGUGGGUUAAGGAUGUACUGGAGAAGGCGAAGCAGGAGAGCCGCAGGAGAGUGCUGGAGUCGCAGGAGUUAGCAGAGGAGAGAGCGUCCCUGAGCGAGACGGACACCAACAGUAACCAGGCCCUCACCCUCCGUCACAUGCAGGGACCCUUCCUACUCCUCGUCCUGGGCCUCCUCUUCUCUCUCAUCGUCUUGGUCUCCGAACUCCUCUUUACAUUAUUCACCAACCUUUAAGGCAAUUUUUCUGUCCUGACGACCGUGACUAUUCUCGGACAGUUGGCCACAAUCAUUCAGACAGACUUCAGUGUAUUGGCUUCCAGCCUUCGAUUGGCUUGACCUUAAUAUCCUAAGAGACGAUGCUCACAGUGAGAAAUGGAGUCUCACUAAUAUAAUUCGAUCACCUGCACUCUACUAGUGUUUGGUUUAUAAUUCCGCCCGUCAACAGUGGUCAAAGGCUCGUCAAUCCAGCCGCCAAGCCCCGUGUUCACGAGGGUAAAUUAUACAUAUGACACAACUGAGUACAUCCAAUCAUUUCCUGAACAGUUCGCUGCUCUCUACCUAUAUUCCAACUGCACCUGUCGAAAUGCGCCACCUGGGUGCUGCAAAUCUAAAUAAUUUCCAAAGGUAUGUAUACAAUUAACCUAACCUAGGCCUAACUACGUACAAAUUCCUAAAAUAUAAAGAUAUUAAUGUAAACGAGAAAAUAAAGAUGAGGAAAUAUACAGUACAGACAUAUUUAUAAUUGCGUCUUUGGGGUUGGUUGCAGCGUGGACAAGGAUAACCCGA